Molecule: messenger RNA, 6543 nt
Organism: Trichomycterus rosablanca
Lineage: Eukaryota; Metazoa; Chordata; Actinopteri; Siluriformes; Trichomycteridae
Gene: sh3rf1
Product: SH3 domain containing ring finger 1
Exons: 12
Coding region: 439-3018 (859 amino acids)
Biological process (GO): protein ubiquitination; positive regulation of proteasomal ubiquitin-dependent protein catabolic process; positive regulation of JNK cascade
Molecular function (GO): ubiquitin protein ligase activity; protein binding
Source: RefSeq, a predicted model, not a curated record
GGUCUCACUCCUGCUGCUUUUUCCUUCUUUUUGGCGUAAUAUUCCCAGCUGAAUAUCGCUCACAUCGAUCAUCUACUAAACCACUGAGGAGACGCGUGUGUUUUGAUUGCAGUUUAUUAGAUGAAAACGUGAAGCUGUGACUGUUUGGAGUCCAGGAUCGAGAUUUGAGAAGGGUCGGUUUUUUUCCCUAAGUUUCCGAGUUUCAGACGGAGGAGUGUUUGUGGAAGAGGAGAAGUGAAGGAGGUACAAGAGAGGCCGUGUAUAAGUGACAGCAAAGCUUCUUACUUGCUCCCUGCAAUGCUGACCAUAAUGGUGGUAUGGGAGUAACGUGACAGUGGGGGUGGAUCUCCAAGCUCUCGACACACAGACAAACACACAAUGCCUCUGUCUGGUCCAAGAGGCCGGCUGGAGUAAACGAGGAACGUCGCGAACGCCAGCAUGGACGAAUCGGCCCUCCUGGAUCUUCUGGAGUGCCCGGUUUGCCUGGAGCGGCUGGACGCCACGGCGAAGGUUCUGCCGUGCCAGCACACGUUUUGCCGGCGCUGCCUGCUCGGCAUCGUGGGAUCACGUGGCGAGCUGCGGUGCCCGGAGUGCCGAACACUGGUGGAGAGCGGCGUGGAUGAGUUGCCCAGCAACAUUCUCCUCGUGCGUCUGCUCGAUGGAAUCAAGCAGCGGCCAUGGCGAGCGGGCACGGGCUGUGCCAACGGCUUGGCCGGUGGGGGAGGCAGAGAGCAGACGAAUGCAGGAGGGCAGCCCCAGAGAGUGCAGACCAAGAGUACCCCAGUCAGGGGCGUGCCCCAGCUCCCCUGCGCCAAGGCCUUGUACAACUACGAUGGCAAGGAGCCCGGUGACCUCAAGUUCAGCAAGGGAGACAUCAUCAUCCUUCGCCGCCAGGUGGACGAGAACUGGUACCACGGUGAGAUGGGCGGAGUUCACGGCUUCUUCCCCGCUAGCUUCGUGCAGGUCAUCAAGCCGCUUCCGCAGCCGCCGCCGCAGUGCAAGGCGCUGUACGACUUCGAGCUAAAGGACAAGGAGGCUGACAAGGACUGCCUUCCUUUUUCCAAGGAUGAUAUUCUCACAGUGAUUCGGCGGGUGGAUCAGAACUGGGCUGAAGGAAUGCUGGGAGAUAAGAUUGGCAUCUUUCCCAUAUCAUAUGUAGAGUUUAACUCUGCCGCACGGCAGCUCAUCGAGCUGGACAAAGUACCAGACGACUCAGCCGAGGGUUCAUCCUCGGGACAUCAGACAAACGGGGCACAGAAAGCCUCAGGGGAGAAGAAGAACAGCAAGAAGCGUCACUCGUUUACCUCGCUGUCCAUGUCCCAUAAACCGUGUCUGGCUCCACCGCCCCAGCGCCACUCCAUGGAGAUCAGUGGGCCGGUGCUCAUCAGCUCCUCGAACCCGACAGCGGCUGCUCGAAUCAGCGAGCUCAGUGGUGGCCUGUCGUCCAGCGCCCCCUCACAGGUUCACAUUUGCACGUCUGGCCUGAUAGUCACUCCACCUCCAAGCAGUCCAGUAACGACAGCGACAGUCUUCACAUUUCCUCCUGAGACCAGCUAUGCUUCAAUUUCAGUGGAUACCUUGCCACCUCUUCCACCGCCUCCCCCACAAUCCAUCACUGUGGUCGCUGCCUCCUCUUCAGCCUCCGGGCAGAGACCCUCCACCGCAGCGACUGACCAGAGUGGACGUCAGAGACCCACAGUUUAUGUGGCGAUGUUCCCGUACACACCGCGGAAGGAGGAUGAGCUGGAGCUCAGGAAGGGUGAGAUGUUCCUGGUGUUGGAGCGUUGUCAGGAUGGCUGGUUUAAGGGAACCUCCAUGCACACUGGCAAAAUCGGAGUGUUUCCUGGAAACUACAUGAGUCCUGUCAGCAGGACCGUGGCGAGCAACAGUCAGCCCAAAGUGCCGUUGACGAUGUGCACUCAGGCCGGACGUGGCGUCACCAUUGUUAGCCCCUCGUCCUCUGCGCUCGGAGCUUCUCUGGCUGGCGCGGACCCCAGCAAGCCCCUUCAGAUUUGCACGGGUGCCGCUCCCACCAGCCCUCUCCCGGUGCCCGUGGUGACAGCAGCUCAUGUGCCUCCGGGUCAGCACCCUAAAGCGCUGAUGCACGUGACUCCUCAGAUGACGGUCAACCAGGCACGAAAUGCUGUUAGAACAGCAGCCUGUCACAAUCAAGAUCGUCCCACUGCGGCUGUAACACCCAUCCAGUCCCAGAAUGCCAUGGCGUUCCUGCCUCACUUGGCUGUGUGUCCUCCGCAAUCAUCCGGCCAGAUCCCUAUCUCCACCUCUAACCCCGCCUCGAACAGAAUGGGAGUUGCACUGGGCUGUGCUGCCGCCUCUCUCACUCCACCCAACAUCAGCGCUGCUUCUCUGGAGGUCGAUGGCCUGAGAUCCACCACCAUGGUGGCUCUUCCCGUUGCUACCGUCAACGGCAAGCCCCUCGGUGCCACGGCAACCAAUCUGGCUCCUGCUUGUAGACUGGAUAAGGAUUCCAAGAGGGAGAAGAAAGGUCUGUUGAAGCUGCUGUCCAACAAGAAGAAGCAACGCCCUUCUCCCCCAUCCUCACCAACUCUGGAGACUGAGCAGGCUGUCGGCACCGAAAUGCCACAGGGUGCCAUGGCACCUGAAAUGGUCAUGCCUGUCCAGGCACCGGUUGUCGCUGGAAACCAUUGCCGGUCUGUGCCCUGUCCUGUGGAACCUGACACGUCUGGGUCGUCAAAUGCUGACACGGCACAGUGGAAUGGGAGGAAUGGCAGCCAGGAUAACACAGCCCCUAUUGCACCACCGCCACGGCAACCGUGUUCCUCGCUGCUCUCUGUGCAGCACGACGGACGACCAAUCUUGUGCGAGAGGUACAGAGUGGUGGUAUCCUACCCCCCGCAGAGCGAUGCUGAGCUGGAGCUGAAGGAAGGCGACAUCGUGUUCGUGCAUAAGAAACGAGAGGACGGCUGGUUUAAAGGCACGCUCCAGAGGAACGGCAGAACGGGCCUCUUUCCCGGCAGCUUCGUCGACAGCAUCUGACUCGUAAGCUCGCUUGCCAUCAAGCAUCCUAAUGCCAAGCUGUUAGCUGCUUAGCAGCUGCUUUCGCCUGGAACACUGUUGGCAGUGAUGGACAAAAAACAACACACAAAACUCCAGGUGUGAUCCAAGCACAAAUCAGCCCUGGUUUCUCUAAACCUAUCCUGGAUGCCAUGAAGCCCUGCAGGACGUGUACUUGCAUUUUUACACAGUGAAGAGCCCCCUGCUGGGCAAAUGUAAUAAAAUAACUUAAAACCUGGGCCUUGGGCAUGUCCAGGUGCUGAUCUUAACAUAGCCUUUAGCAACCGUCGUGGUGAUGAUCCGUUAUUUAUGUACCUGUGAACAUGUCAGAGGUUUAAAUGUGUGCCUUGGAUGGCUUUACUUUAUUGUAUAUAAUCAAGUAUAUGAGUCUGAAACAAACUGUAUGAACUGAAUGAGGCUGGAAUAUGAGUUUAACUCUCUUUUCUAUUAUAAUUAGUCUUGAUUGUUUAGUAUUGAUGGAUGACUGAUGUAGGUGGAGCUGUGUGAACGAAUGAUUGGUAACCCCAGACCUGUCACUGGCCACUUUUGUAGAGGUGGAUUGAUGACAUCACUGAUCACUCAUUGCUUCAACAGUAUGGAUGUCCAGUCAGACUACUGUUGAUCUCUCAGUGUGAGAGUCAGAGUUAAAUUACUACUGAUUUAAAAAUACAGAUUUUUUUUUACUUAUUAUUAAAGCAUUAGGAAUAUGAAAUAGGAAAAAAACUAUGUAUUGAUUGUUACUUGUUACCAUUUUCUAAUCAUGUCUGACUAGAUUUGAGGCCGUUACUAAGUAGGCGUGCACUAGUCCUGUUUUUUUUUUUUUUUUUUUUCUCCUAAUGAGGUCAAAAGUUUACAUACACAUCACAUGCCAUGCCAAACGACCACUGUUCCAUGUAUGUUCUACUGAGGGAAGUCUAUCUAGCCCUGUUUAUAUGGAUGCCAAAUGUCAAAAGCUAUAUUCAGUUACAAUGUUAAAUGGCAUACAACGUGCUUGGGUAGUGCAGCGAUCUACUAUGCUAGCCCACCGUUGAUGAGACCCACCUUUGAUUCUCAACGGUGUUGUAGGCCGGCCUGGUGCCUAUGCAGACUUGAUUGGCUAUGUCUAUGGGUGUAAAAUAGCCAAAGCCCUGUGAUGGAUUGGCACCCAGUACAGAGUAUUCCUGCCUUGUGGCCAGUGUUUCCCAGUGAAACCAGUCCAGCCUCGACCCUGACCAAUAUAAAGAAAAGAAAAAAGGACCUAACACACCCAAAUUUGUUAAACAAAAGUUGCUGUAUGUAUAUUUUUGACCUAGAUUUUUUUUUUUUACAAUAAAGAAAUGAAAGAACUCGAUUUUUUCCAAUUUUUUGAGCAAAGCAAUGUGUUUCAUUCCAGUCACAGAGUAAAAAAGACCAUGAGAUACAAACCUUACAGGUGUACAUAAACUUUUGACCUCAGCGUUUGACCUUAACACUCGGCGCCAUCAUUCUGAGAUCCAAACAUCAGAAACCAGCAGCCUAGCUUGCUUACUUUUCAUUAACCUUGUCUCUUGUCCAGUGAAAUAAUAUCUAAAAUUACAGUUAAAAGCUCAAACCGUUUAAUAUGAAAGUUUUAUGAUCAAGUCAUCACAACCAGUGUUGCAAUAUAUUGUAAUAAUAAGGUUUUAUACUUUACUAGGUUAGGUAUGAGAUCCAUUUUGCAAGAUAUUCCAAGCAUUUACAAAUCACUUGAUACUCCUGUAUCCACUGUGUGUCGACCUGAACUCUGGGUCAAGGCUGCUUAAUUCCACAGACCAGCUCCCUACUUUAGGUGGUGGUCUCUAGCACACUGUCUUGAGCCACUCCAGAUUCAGCAUAAUGUUUAUAUAUAUUUUCUUUAUUUGGGUGGAUAUUUAUUCAAUUUUCUUCCCAAUUCUAGACAUUGCCAAUUCCCAGCCACUAACUUGACCAUAUUACUUAAGCACAAAGUGAUCAUACUAUGUGCUGUUGAGACAAAUCUGCCAAACACCUCUUUAUGAACCCUUCUUGUGCAAUGGCUGGCAUCACUGGGCUGAUGGGAAACAGUUAUGCCAUUUCUCCCAGUUCAAAAGUCAGUAGGGUCACAGCUUCUGGGAAUUGUUGUCUUCUGUCUGUUGAUUUUUGGUCAGUAAGCACUUGGGUUUAGUUGCAGUUUAAGUUUUUGGUGAAAUAGUUGUAAUAAAAAAAUAAAAACAAAGAAUUUGCCAGUUUGCAAAAUACCUUCAGGUUGGUCAUCUCUUAGGUGUAUUGUAUAUCCUUUGUAAACAGCGACACUCAGUGGUCAGAGAUGGAAAACCAGCCAGUCAUUCCUUAGAGUUGUAUUACCCUGUCCUGACUAAUCUUUAACUUUAAGAACCAGCUAACCCGGGGUCUGUUUUACUGCAGUUCGUCUCAAUCCAUUUCCUCCCUAAUGUCAAACCUUUUUAAAUGAAUUUCCCCCACCUUUACUCAAUUACUCAAUCGCAUAUUGCUUUGUUUACUGCUGCAGACCUCAUGGGGCUCAGUAUUAGAUUCCCAUUAUCUCCCUCCUCUGUGCAGGUGCAGGUCCCUACCCGACAAACAAGUCAAUUAUUGUCCAUUUUCCAUAGUGUCCAUUGUCAAAGCUCUAAUUUGAAUCUGCUAAUUUGAUACCAAUAUUUACUUAAUAACAAAGUCGACUCACUUUAUGAUUCUUUCAUGCCAGAUGUGUCCAUGUUUUAACACAGCUAAAUAAACAUACAUGAUCUGUGUUGUAAACUAUCUCAAUUUUACACCAAUCCAGUAUUUCAGUGUCUCAGUAUCUCAGAGAUGUGUGCACCUUUGCACCUUUAUUAAAUCUGCAGUGUGUAAAUGUUGGUCAUUUGGCGACCUCUCUGGUAGAAAUAUGUUACUGCAAGCAUGUUAACCAGCAUUUGCAUUAUAGUAUAUCCAUUGAGACUUACAAUAAUGCAACGUGGCAGUGGUGGGACGGAAACCAGCGACCUUCUGAUUACUAGUACAAUACUUUAACCUACCGCUUGAGCUACUACUGCCCAGCAUUUGUAAGCCCCAGCAGCCCCACCAGUAUGGUUUAAUACAGUUCUUGCAGGUAACAAGUACACAUUCCAGUGUGCCAAAUUCGAGCGUCUGUGUUUACUCACUCCAGCACAAACCCUUUGUUUUUAAUUGUAUUUUUUUCUUUAUUGUCUUAAUGAUUCUACUUUUUGUACUGUACUCAACAAAAAUGGUGCAGCUGACAAGCCUCUGAGUGGCAGUGACUGAUGGGUUGUAUUAAAAACAGUGAAAAAAAUUGACUGAGCACCUGUAAUGAACCUGCUGUAGUUUUUAGUCAGUAAUGGUGUAAGGGAACAUUUAUAUUGUCUAUAAUUAAUGAAAAUACACUCCAUAGAAAAUCAUCUGAAUGGUGGUGGUGUACUUUUUAAACCGUACUUAAAGUGUAGAGCUGGCAGCUCUCAAGUGUUCCUGUGAUCAUGAAAGCACAUGAAUAAUAAAUCCAGUACUUUAUGAUGAUCCAAUUAUACCUGCAGUUUCAAA